AUGUGGCAGUCUUUUGAUCACCCCAUUGAUACCCUGCUGUUGGGACAGAAGUUGAAAGUGGGGCAGAAGCUCAUAGCAAACAUUUCUCCUACUAAUACAAGCCCAGGUAUUUUAUACCGUUCAUUGUCUGUCGACAGCUUUCUUCUUUCUACAGCCACGACAUCCCCUCAAAUAUAUUAUAGGUUUCCUGAUUCACCUUCACUUGUGAAAUUAUCUUAUGUUCAGUUCGACAAUGAGUCCAUCUAUAUGUUCCCUAUGGCGUUUGUAGAGAUGGGCAGUGCAGCUGUCCAAAACAAGGCAAUAAUUUUGUUCAGAUUGACGCCACAAAGCCCAAUUCAGGCUGCCUUCUUAACAGACCUCUUGUAUGGUGUCAACUUUUCUAGUGGCUAUUGUUAUCUGGAGUCCAAUGUCUACUCUCUGACAAUGAGUAAUCAAAGUGAUCUAUUUUACAAUUCUACUGCCUAUAUUAAAGUUCAGUCCAGGCCUAAGCAGAUUAAGCUUUUGGUUAUAGUUAUCAUUUGUACUGCUAUUGGUGGAGUGUUUGUCCUGUUUCUUCUUUUGUGUACAUGGAUAAGUAAGUAUAUGAAAGGCAGACAUGAGAAGGAUGAAGAUGAGGACGAUCAUGUAGAUUGGCCACCAGGUUUACCGCUGCGUUACACAUUCCAAGAAUUAAAGAAUGCUACAAAUGUCUUUACUAUGAAGUUGGGAAGAGGAGGAUUCAGUUCAGUUUAUGAAGGUGUUUUGGCUGAAGGCUCAAAGAUAGCAGUGAAGCGACUUGAUGGAGCAGGACAAGGGAAAAGGGCAGUCCGGGCAGAAGUGGAAACUCUAGGAAAAAUUGAUCAUCUUAAUUUAAUAAAACUGAAAGGGUUUUGUGCAGAAAAGGCCCAUCGAAUGCUUGUAUACGAGCAUCUACCAAAUGGCUCUCUGGAUAAAUGGAUAUUUGCCAACAAGAAACAACUAGUUGGACAAAACAUUGCAAAACUUUAA
Molecule: messenger RNA, 987 nt
Organism: Cryptomeria japonica (Japanese cedar)
Lineage: Eukaryota; Viridiplantae; Streptophyta; Pinopsida; Cupressales; Cupressaceae
Product: G-type lectin S-receptor-like serine/threonine-protein kinase SD2-5
Exons: 2
Coding region: 1-987 (328 amino acids)
Biological process (GO): protein phosphorylation
Molecular function (GO): protein kinase activity; ATP binding
Source: RefSeq, a predicted model, not a curated record